This is a messenger RNA of Mya arenaria, 5057 nucleotides long. RefSeq names its product zinc finger protein Xfin-like. Gene Ontology annotation, biological process: regulation of transcription by RNA polymerase II. Gene Ontology annotation, cellular component: nucleus. Bases 23 to 2731 code for a protein of 902 amino acids. The record is from RefSeq and is a predicted model, not a curated record. The transcript has 3 exons. Gene Ontology annotation, molecular function: DNA-binding transcription factor activity, RNA polymerase II-specific; RNA polymerase II transcription regulatory region sequence-specific DNA binding. Lineage: Eukaryota; Metazoa; Mollusca; Bivalvia; Myida; Myidae.
UGCUGCCAUCGGAUUUAGAAAAAUGGAAAAUGAAGAUGAUGGUCAGAAUUCCACCUCAUUCAGUGAAAGUUUACUUGAAGAGGGGAGCAAUUCGAUCUUCUCAACUCCAGAAAAGCCUGGUGAUGUUCCAAUAAGCAAGAAUUACACUCUCCAACACGAUGAAACCGGCAGGCUGUAUACAUGCUCAGUCUGUGAUAAAACCUUCAGAAGCAAGUCAAAUCUGAAUUGUCAUCUUCGAAUGCACGCAGGGCAGAGACCAUACAGAUGUGGAAUUUGCCAUCGACCAUUUCCACGACUGAACAACCUUCGUGCUCAUAUUUCAAAAAUACACAGCAAGACCGACCAGGAAUUGGGGAUGUUUGUUGAAAAAAGCCGGAUUAUGUUUACACAGGAAAAUAACAGUCCAAAUAUCAACUCAAGCAUAAAUAUGCCAACAAAUUUCCCAGAGUCUUUUUAUUUGGAUAAUGAAGCUGCUGAGAGGGAUGAAACUCCUAAUGGAAAAAUGAAAACAGAGGAAGAAACAAUAAUGUGCACUGGCAUGUCAGAAUCAAGUCCUUCAGAGGCACCUAUUAAUGAUGCCAUGAACACUUUUGACUCUGUGAGAUGCCCCCUCUGCUCCCUUUGCCUUAUUUCAAGAGAUGCUCUUAUUAAGCAUCUCAUUGAUGACCAUUAUGUGAGCCCAGAAUGUAUUGGCACACUUCUGCAUGUAUUCAAAGAUGCUUUAGAAUUUGUAAAGCCAAAGAAAGAUGAUUCUUCAAAUGUCAAAUCAGAGUUGAAAGAUGCUGUAGAAAAUGAAGUCCUUAAUUCACAGAGGACACCAGAACAUAACAUAGAUUUUUCCAGUAUUGACAAACCACUAUCAUUGCAAGUAGAGACAAAUAAUGCCGCAUUAUUUCAGCUGGGAAUCAAAUCAGAGUUUGGCGAGAGUGAUUUUGAAGAUUCGCAUUCCAGCUUUAACGAUUUCAAUGGAGAGUUGCCGUAUGAGGUGUUGAACGAAAAUAGCCGUGAUGAGAAGAGCUACCGGUGCCGUCUGUGUGGCUUCACAUGUGAUCGCAGGUAUUACAUGACCAAUAAUCAUAUGCUUAAGCAUACAAAGACAAAGCCGUUUGUGUGUGUUAUUUGUUCCAAAGGCUAUACUCGCAGAUAUGUUCUCACAGGUCAUGUUAUGAAGUCUCAUAAUAUCUAUGGUGAAGAGCUGGCUAAUGUGGUUGAGGCCUCGGAUCUAACUUCAAACAAAGGCACUGCUGGUACAAGUCUGGCAGAUUCCAGCAUAGACAUGAGCGAAUAUCAGGAGUCAGAGAUGGAUGUUAGUUCUGAAGUGAGAGAAGGACUUGAUGGAGGAAUCCAUGGUGGAAAAGAUCAAUCUGAAAUAAAACAUGAGGCAUCAUUUAAUCACCUUACAAAGUUUCCGCAUAUCAAACCGAAAUUAAAAAUGAAGGGCAAUGGAAAUGGUACAGAAAAUAUUGAUGAAAAAAAUCUAGACUUGAUGAAUGAACAAUUGCCAUACAGUACAGUGGAAGUUGAGAAAAAUGGAAGUAUUGAACAUAUUUAUAAGUGUGGUCUCUGUGGUUUCACCAGCACAAGGAAGUGGUACCUUCUCACAGCCCAUAAACAAAAACACACUGGUCUGUCAAAAUCAUUCACAUGUUCAAUUUGCAAAAGUUCCUACAGUCGUAAAUAUGAUUUAAGAAAGCAUAUCGUACGGAAGCACCAGAUCCUUGGUGAUAUGCUUGAAGCUAUACUAGACGCUACCAAAGAGGAAACUAAGUAUAAUGAUGCAGAAUCUGGAGAUAUCAGUCAGAACAUGGAAAACAUGAAGCAAGAAAAUACUAUAUAUAACAUGAAACAAGAAAGUAGGGUGUAUGAUAAUCAUAGUGAAGACAAUGGUGAAAGGAUAGAAAAUGGACUUCAUGUUGAAAACAAUUAUUUAGAAAAUAUUCAGCCUGAUGAAGAAUGUGAUGACAGUGGUGAGGAAGAACAACUUCAGGGAGAUGAAAUACAGAAUGAAAAUCAUGAUGGCACUGAGAGGAGUGAUUUGAAUAAGAGUGAUGCAAUUGAUUUAAGUUCUGUAAGGAAAUCUGAUGAGGUUAAUGUGAAAAAUAUGCUUGCAACUCCGGACUUGAUGACAAUGAGUCCUGCAGCAGCAAUAGCAGCAGCAGCAGUGGCAGCAGCAGCAGAAGGUGUGUUUAAAGCAAGAAGGUAUCAAGGCAACUUACCUUUUAAUGAGAUGAUUAAAGCUGAAAUUGAUAAAAAUACUUUAUCAUGUUUGAGAUGUGGUAAGAAGUGUUCCACUUACAGCAACUUGAAGCAGCAUGUCAGGAUUGUUCACUACAAUGUGAAGGAGUUUGUGUGUCACAUCUGCUAUAAAACAUUCAACACAAACUACAACUUGAAAGUCCACUUGAAACAGCAUGUGGACACCAACCAGAAAAAAUCAUCCCACAUAUCCUGCCAGGUUUGCUACAAGAUGUUCAUGAACCAGUCAAACCUGGAAGCUCACAUGAUUUCUAAGCAUGGAAUUAGUUUAGAGGAAACACAGGAAAUAGCAAAAAGUCAUAGAGGAGUCAUGUUAAAGCCAGCUGAUGGAGAGGAUGAUGUGGGUGAGGUUUUGCUUCCUCCUGAGGUUGAUAUGGGUAAAGGUCAUGAUGAGAUGGAUACAGAAGUUGAUCUGGCCAUUGUCAAGAAGGAAAGGGAAGAAAUUGCUGAAUUAACUGAUGUAGUAGGUAGUUAAAAGAAUGGCAAUGAGGCUUGGGAAGAUAGUUAGAAGACAUGCAAUGUGUUCAGGGAGAUACUUAAAAGACAUUGGAUUGGUUUGGAUAGUUAAUUUAAAGAAUUUCAAUGGGGUUGUUUUGCUACAGGCAUAAUGAUGAUGUUCCAAAUAAGUGAACAAGUACAUGCGUGUAACAUUUUUGUUAAUGUUUUUUUAAUAUUUUCCCCCAAAAAAUUGAGCAUUUAGUUGUUUGUCUAUACCACUUUUUGUGUCUCAUCAACGGCCAGUUCAUCUUCAAUGAAACAUUAUAGCAACCCACCCUAACACGAGGAGAUGCACAUAUUUUCAGAAGGUUCCAGUUUGAUGAUCUGUGAUUUUUAAUUUCUUUAUAUUGCUAUAUAGGUAUAUAUAUUUAUUUCAGUAAGUAAUACAUGAUACAUGGCUAAAAAACAACACCAUAUAUACAUGUAUGUUAAAUAAUUAAACAUUAAUUACAACAUGAGGCCUAAACAAACACCACAUGAACACCAAACACCAAGGAUAACACACAAAAAAUGUUAACUCUUACUUCCAUUUUGGCCCUUUGUGCUGUUGACAUGACAUAUGUUGAUAUAGGACCAGUCUGUCCCACCAUUCAUUACCGUCUUGAAUUCAAUUCAACUGUAUGGGAAACUUUUAUUAGGAGAUGCACAUGUUAUAAGCACAUUGUAGUUUGAUGAGUUUUCACAGAGUAAUGGUCCUUCUGUUUUCUGAUCAGUGUGAAUAAAGUCCAUUCCUGUCCUGGCUAUUUUUCAGCAACUUCUGGCUUGAAUUUAAUGAAAUAUUAUUGGGAGCUUAACUUGCACAUAUUGUCACUUCUCAGAACAUUCUGCAUUCUGGCUCAGUGAGUUCUGAACCUUUCAAUUUCUAUAAAGUAUGAUAUUCGUGUUUGGACUAUUUCUCUGCCACUACAAGCUUGAAUUCAAUACAACUUUAUAGAAAUCUUUAUUUACAAUAGGAAAUGUGCAGAUUAUCAGCAUGUUUAACGUAAAUGAGUUUUUGCCCUUUUAAAUCCUAUAUAGUGUGAUAUUGGAUCAUUAGUGUCGGGGCUUUUUCUCAGCAACUACCAGCAAGAGAUGAUGCAGGUAUUGACAGCAUGUUCCGGUUCGAUGAUUUGUCACGGACUGGCACCCUGUCGGGGAGUAUACAUCUUUUCCAACGAUAACUUUAUUGACCAUUAUUUUUAAAUCUUUCUUUUGUGAUGCAUAAUAUUUAUAAUAUUUUGGAAUGUCAUGCUAAAACUAAAACAUUUUGAGAAACUGAGUAUUGGGGACAAAAUGCUUACAUUCUAAACCUAAAUUCAUCUGAUCUAAAUGCAAUUUCAUGGUAUUCUAAAAAGCCUUAAAAAUGAUAGAAAGUAUAUAUCUUGUAUGUUAAUCAGGUAAUAGUGUUACAUUCUUGUUUGAUUUGAUUGAUUAAGCUUAGACAUGAGGAUCAGUUUAGUAUUACCUCUGAUAGUAUUAGUUUAAGGUAUGACUAUUUUACUUUCAUUAUUGCCAUUUUCCUAAAUGUGUGUAUAAUGUGCUGUGUUUAUGUCUAAUAUGAAGUCAUAUGAAUGUUAUGAAAUGAUAUUUUUAUAUUUGUUUGACUAAAAGGUAUUUUUACAAAACAUGAUGCAAUUGUUGUUGAAGAGUGGAUUUUUAAGAAAUGGAUAUGCAUAUUUUUGGCCCGCUAAUUGGCAAAAUAAUUAUUUAAAAGAAAUCGUUGUUUGUAAUGUAUGCUGUAAGAAAUAUAUGUCUUAUCUAAUGCAGAUAAAAGCACUAUUGGGUUCUCUUCACUUCAUCACGGUUAAAGACCAGAUGUAAUGUAUGCAUGGUAGGGGAAUUGUUUCAUAUUUCAGUUCUGAAUUCAUGAAAAAUGGCAAAAACAUUAAUGGUACAUUCUGUACUUAUAGUUUUCCUCUAAGAUUUUCUACUAUUUAAGUGAAAUAGAAAAUAUUAUUUUCCUAUUUGCAUAAUUAAAGAUGUAUUCAUGACUUAUUUUAGCAUUGAUUAUAAAAAAAAUGCCAGACUUAAAUGAGUUUGUGUGCCAACCCGUAUCCCUUUCAAUGAAUUAAGCUGUAUUUUAAUAUCUUUUUAGUUGUUCACAGUCUCUAUAUUGUAUGCAUAAUAAUUAUGCAUUUUGUUAUCGUGUGCAUUUAACAUGUGCGAAGCACGGUUGUACAUUUUGAUAUAUUGUCAUUUAUUUUGAAUAUGUAAGUAGAUAUCUUUGAAUUUGUAUAUAAACAAAAGCAAGUAGUGAUAUUUUGAUUUUGAAUACAUAUUUUCAUUAAUUAUCUGUAUCAAGUCAAUUAAAUAUCAAAGAGAAA